CGGGAACGGCCGUCGUACCCGCCGCCCUCGCGGGCGCUGUUCACACCGCCACUGCCUCCGGAGUAUUUACAUCCGUUUGCCGAUAAGCCAACGCUACGUGGCACCUAUUCGAACGUGCACACCGGCAACAGAAGGCCGAUACCGCCGCCCAGUCUGACGCCGCUGCACGAGCGAAUACCUAUCCGACCGCCGGAUCUACCCUCCGAGGAACCGGAAGAGGAGCACCAUUCCCACUCGGCGAACAAGCCGCUCGAACACGUGCCCGACAGCAGGGAACAGGAUCUCUUGGAGCCCAUCGAAACCGAAAGAAAGAACAUCACGAACGAUCCGUCGUUCGUGACUCUUCAUUACCCCAGUAUCUCAAGAAUUUUGUCCGGUAGUAAUGGCAGAAAACAGGACGUUCCCGAUAUAUUGUUGAAACCUCUGACUACAAAAAGUCCGCAUAUACCCUCGGCUCCGACGACAGAGAGGAUCACGUUGACGCAGAGCAGUACCACGUUGAGAUACAGCACCGCGAAUCCUUUCAAGCCCGUCGUCACGCAGCCAACGAUCUUCAACUUGCCGAAUACCGGUCGGCAAGAUGAUAACGAUUACCUUCACGGGCUGAGGAACGAGCACGGUCUGAAGACGGACAGUGUCGAGAUAGUGGAUACGGAACGGUUACCGUAUCCGCAGGCGCAGCCGCCGGCGCCAACAUCGAAACGGCCUACGAGCACUGACGACGACGAUCGUCUGGUGCCGCACGUGGACACGCACUCGCUCGAGUCCACGUGGCGAAUCGCAUGGUCGCUGCAUGUGUAUGUCGCGGCUAUCAUGUUCACGCUUAUGGCCCUGUAUUCGAUUUACAAGAUCGUACGCUUCAACGAGGCGACGAAUCUGUUCACGCAGUCGUACUUUCUGGCUGUGCAUCUGCUACUGACCACCGUCUGCACGCUGAGGUGCUUUCAUCUCUUCUACGACGCGUACAAUCUCGGCCACUCGUUACCGGAACCGUUGUCCAGUGUGCUGAUGUACUUGCCGGCGCCACUCUUGUCCACGGCUUUCGCCACGUUGGUACUGUAUCUGUCGCGAUGCUCGGAAGCGCCCUCGCUCAACAACAGCAUUCUCUCGCCUACCACGCUCGUACUCGCGUCCGCGGUACACAUCGUCUUGUGCGUGUCACUGCACGUAUCCGCGCAUGUGCUCGGCUAUCAGGACGAGGCGAGAAUCUUGCCGUUAAUCUGUCAGUGUAUCUACAUCGUUGUAUGUGUCACUCUCGGUCUGGGCUACGUGUACGUGUACCGUGUGGUGCGUUCGCAGAUUCACAUGGCUACAAACAAGGCGGCUGGUGCGAAUCACAUGAUGAGCGCUGAUCCGAGCACGGUGGCGCUUAGCACUGCCAUCACCACCACCGUCGCCACGGCGAUGGUCUUCAUCCUGAUGGGUUUUGUGCAGCUCUACGGCAUAUUCGGCGUACAGGAACGUCCGCAGCCGUAUCCGUGGGUCUGGUGGGGCUGGCAGUUCUCCGUCAGACUUCUGGAGCUGUCUGUCUGCGGCCUCUUAGCCUGGGUCGCCAGUCUGUCGCAGUAUCCUCUGCGCGAGAAACAGCUGCAGCAACACUCGGCCCAUUCGGGUUUCGCUUUGUUUCCCUGCGGUAGCUCCACGUCCACGGAAAACAUGGACGACGUCCUUUAUCCUGCCAUAUGUAGCACCAAUCAAGCGAUUCAGAAUUACACUAUGAGAACGGGAAAACAAGUUUACGACGAUAGUUUUCCACUGAACACCCUGCCCGAGCAUUUGAACAUAUCAGGUACCUUCGAGAGACAUUCCAUUCGUAAGUCAGGUACGAUGGGUCACUUUCCUCACGAAGGUCGGGGUUCCUUGAGUCGUCACGGAAACGGCGUACAGACUCUAAGAAAUUCCGAGACUCGCGGCAGGCAUACGCCCGUUCAAAACUUACACGAACAAGCUCCGACCAGCGGCUCGACGAUGCUAGUCGCCGAGGACGGUUUCGUUAGGUUCCGGAGUCUUGGCGCGGAGGACGAUGAAUUGUCCGACACACAAAGCAUGGUCGGCACACACGGUAGGGGCAGCUCGCUUACCGGUAGCGUUAGGUACAACGUGAGGCAUCCAACAGUACAGCAUCAGCAUCCCCAUCAGCACCAACACACGUUGCAGCACUCGCAUCCGAAUCAACAUCAAACUCAUCAUCAGCUUUACAACAACACGUAAAGGCUGUGCCAACGCGAUAGCUAGAACGUGAUUAUUGUUGAUUCAACGCAAUGAUCGUUAAUGAAACAUAGGAUGUGUCGACGCUCGCGGGAAUCGUCGCCCUCGCAAACUUCGGUCUAAACUUUGAGAACUAAUUUUAUCUCAUUAACUCUAUGUAAGAUAUGUCCUGUGUAUAGACAACCUAAUUGCCAUUCCUGCUCCCUGCUUCGCAUCGACGUCCGAGCCAAGCCUCUGCCGUACGAUAUCUAUACAUAUUUAUUUUGAUCCUUAAUAAAGAGUAUAAAAGUAUACGGCGAACUCGUUUUCCUCGAGUUCCUCUACCUGUAUGUGGGUAAGUUCAGGGUAUAUCGAAACUUGAUCUUAUAUUAGGCACUUGGUACUUAUUAAGAUUCAUGUGAUUAAAAAAAAAAAAACAGAAGAAAAGGAGUAAAGGAAAUAAUAUGUCUCACUGAAGUAUAUAGAAAAACGCUUCUCUUUCAGUUUUUUGUUUACUAGUACCGAAUAUACGGCUGUGGAGCAUAUUGGAAGAAUCAAGUGAGUUCUUGUUUUGAUCACUCUUAAAUGUCAUUAAAGCGUUAAAAACAUGUUUUAAUAGAAAAUGUUAAUCGUGUUUUUUUUUUUUUUUUUUUUUU
Messenger RNA from Pseudomyrmex gracilis, 2843 nucleotides. RefSeq lists its product as uncharacterized. The transcript has 3 exons. NCBI's taxonomy places the organism in Eukaryota, Metazoa, Arthropoda, Insecta, Hymenoptera, Formicidae. The record is from RefSeq and is a predicted model, not a curated record. The annotation marks the transcript as partial.